AUAACAUAUUGAUUCAAUAUUUUACCAUUGUAACCUUGAACUUGACUAACGUAUUCCCUAUUUCUGGGGAGUGUCUGCAAUCUUGUAUUAGUAACUGUUAAUUGUACGUUUUGUAUAAUUUUUAUUAGCAAUUAUGGAUCCUACGAUCUUCCCUGACGAAAUUUGGAUAAAAAUUUUAUUAUACUGUGAUGUACCUGACAUUAUUGAAAUACCAUUUACAAAUUACUUACAAAAAUUACUCAUGUUUUUUUUUAGGAAAAUGAAGUGGCUACAAUUAAUUUCAAAAGUACACUUUAGAUUUCCAGAUAUAAAGUGUCUACAACUACUUAGUGUCAGCUUUAAAGCAAUGUGUUAUAGAUUAUACAUGGUAAUUACAUUAGGGGAAAAUGUUCAUUUCCCAAAAUGCCGCCAUUGCACUGGUUACACAUGCCAAAGAAAUUGUGUUGAAGGUUCUAAAGCGAAAGUAGUAAUUGAAAUUGGAAAUAAGUAUACAUGGGUUAUUUCCCCACACUGUGAAUUAAGACGGCAUUUUUCCAUAUUUGGUGUACCUAAAUACAAUAAUGAAACGUACUUGGAACAGACACAGAGACAAAAUAGUCCAAGUAGUAGUACGCAUCCAAAAUGUGAUGCUAAAUUAUUAAAUAAGAAAUUAAAACUGUUGAAAUUAUCUGAAUUGGAAACUACUAAAAUUACAAGACCCAGCGGCCCGUUUUGUGUUUUCUGUAAUCCUGUGAAAUUGUAUAGAGAGAAGAAAAGAUUAAUUACUCAUCAAAAUGAUCCAACAUGUUAUGCAAGGCCGAAUCCAACUUAUGAGAAACUUAUAAAUGGGUAUUGUACUGAUACUGUCGAAGUACUUGGAAUUCCAAAUGUUGAUCUCAUCAGUCCGGCAGAGGCAUUAUUAAGUGAUGGAACAUUCCCUGUUCUUAAAACAUUUGUUGAUCAUUUAUUUCAUCAAAUGAGAUUAACGUCGACAUUAAGAAAACCGAAUUCAGUGCUCAUUUUCUGUGAACCAUUGGCUAUGCAUCCAACACUCAGAAAACAAUUGUUGCAUUAUUUAUUCCAAGAAAUUAAAAUAUCAAGAAUAUGUCUGGUUCCUAAACCGUUAGCAGCAUGUGCAAUGCUAGACGUGGAAACUUGUGUCGUCGUUGACAGUGGUGCUUUAAGUACGACAGUAGCAGUUGUAAUUGGUGGACGUGUUAUACCACAGCGUUGGAGAUUGUUACCUGUUGGUGGUUGGCACGUGGCUUAUCACUUGAAGCAAGCUAUGCGUUGGUGCCUAAAAGAAUGUUACCAUAUUCCUAUAUCAUACUUGGAUACAUUGCCCAUUAAAGAGAAAUGUAGAUUAACUUAUAACAUUAAAAAUGAAGCAAGAAGAAAUAGGGAAUCUAUUAAAGUUAAAGUAAAGAACUAUGCUGAUAAANAAUUUUUAGAGGUUUCAUUAGGCUCAGAAUUAUAUAUUGCUCCUGAAAUGAUGUAUGUGCGCCUUGGUUUACCGAAAGUAAUCAAGGAUAUAACAUCUGGUUUAUCUGAAGAGAUACAACACGAUUGCCUUUCACACAUAUUACUUACCGGUGGUAACACGCAUCUCUCAGGUUUUGAAUUAAGGUUAACUAAAGACUUACAAGAAUUACUACCAGAAUAUAGCGAAAUACUGGACGUGAAAAGCUGUCCUGGCACUCAUAGUUGGAAUGUUGCAUUAGGUUCUACGUAUGUGCCUUUAGCUGUACAUCCAGAUAAAACACCACCAGAAUAUGUAGAAGGUAAUCCAUUCUGGUUAUCAAGAGAGGAAUAUGUUUUAUUUGGAUGUGAAUCGUUGAAGCAAUAAACAUAAUAAGUGAUAUAUUAGAAUGUCAAUACCUCACUUAUUAUGUAAGUGCAAAAAUUUUGCAUCUGUAAAAAUGUUGAGAAAGUGAGAGACAACUUUCAAGAAUUGCCUUUAAAUUACAUACAAGAUAUGAUUAUAGAUAUUUGAAGAAUCAUUCCAUGAUAAUUGAGUAGUAAUGACGCUCCUGUGGCCCAUAUUAUUCAACAAAGAGGUGCAAAAUAUAAUCUCUCUGAAUUUCUAUCGAAUGAAUAGUCAGGAAUGUGCAUCUCCGCGCCCAUGUUGCGAUAUUUACUCAUUAGGUACACUUUUUUAAUCACAUAAUCUUUACUCUAUAAUUUCUAGAACAAAUAUUAGAGAGCUAUUAAUAUACAAGAAAAUUCAACUGCAGCUAUAACAAAUGAUACCCUUUUUAAAAAUGUGACCAAAAAAGAGAUAUGGUUUGUUACAGCUUGUUGACCCAUGUGUCACUAUAUGCGUAAUUACCUCUUUCGUAGUACCCUUUCAGAUUUCCCUUUGAUAUUUUCAAUUCAAUUAAAACCUCAACUAAUUUACUCAAGAUCUUUUAAUUGGCUAGAGUAAAUAUGUUUCUAUAUUGUAGAAAUCAUUCACUACUAUCUGAGUUCCCCACUUACAUUUGAAGUCACGUAGAUCGAACGUUAUGGAUUCCGUCCAUUUCAGGUUUUUAAUUCUAGU
Messenger RNA from Ceratina calcarata, 2518 nucleotides. RefSeq lists its product as uncharacterized. The record is from RefSeq and is a predicted model, not a curated record. Lineage: Eukaryota; Metazoa; Arthropoda; Insecta; Hymenoptera; Apidae.